Molecule: messenger RNA, 4768 nt
Organism: Cherax quadricarinatus
Lineage: Eukaryota; Metazoa; Arthropoda; Malacostraca; Decapoda; Parastacidae
Product: pentatricopeptide repeat-containing protein 1, mitochondrial
Biological process (GO): tRNA 3'-end processing
Cellular component (GO): mitochondrial matrix
Molecular function (GO): protein binding; tRNA binding
Source: RefSeq, a predicted model, not a curated record
CCGACCCUUGGAGUUAAUGCAAAAUGAAGCUCUCAGGAUUAUUCUUGGCUGUCCCAGAUCUACAAAAGUUCUUAACAUGAGGAAGGAGCUUGGUAUUUCUAGUAUCAGUGAUAGGAUUGUUGAGAUUAACACUGUACUCGGUAUUAGAAUGUUAAGAAACGAACCAGACACUGUCACAGUGAAUCUUACCAAGUGUCUAGAGAUAAAUGAUCAACAAUGUAUUCCUUAAAAUUCGGGUUUGGAAAAUGGCAUCCCUUUUUGCAAACUGCAUUUAGCAAUCCACACUGGCUCCGGUUAGUUUCUUUAACAGUUUCAAAUGCUGAUUCUGACAAAGCUGAUGCUGAUACAUUUGGACGCCUAGCUUCAUCAUCUAGUGUAAAUGAACAAAAUUACAAAUAUAAAUGUAAAGAAAAGACUGCUUAUGGCAGCUUUUCAAAAAUUAAUUACUUUAAAAAAAACUUUCAUAACCAAGGAAGGAAAGGAGACACACUGUUAGUGGCUAAUUUGGAUGACUGCCAAGAAGAAGAUGUUUUAGAAAAAUGGAAGAGGUUUCAAGAUGCACAUAACGAGGAAGUUAUUAAUUCACUAAGUAUUGUGCAGGAUGAUAGUGAAGAGCAUUAUAAGUAUUUUCUAAAGAAAAAUGGUAAGGAAAAAAAUGUGGAAAGAGAAGCUAGCGGGGUAUGUAACACCCCUAGAGAAGGGUUGCAACAUGCUAGCACGGUACUUGGUUCAGAAAAUGAAGAGGCAAUCUUGACCAAGGCCACCAAUAGUGAUGAAUUUGGUACAAUUGAUCCACCAAAGCUUGAUCAUGUAGAUGAAGUUGGUGAUAAAGGUGAUGCUAGAGAACAAAGGUACCAAGAUUCAAAGCUGGAAAGGAAACACAGCCCUGUAUAUUAUGGACUACAAAUGAAAUGCUUGUGCAAGGAAAGAAAGCUGUUAGAUGCUUUGAAAAUCUUAGAAGAGGUGAUGCCAGCUGCUGGGGUCAAACCUGAUGACUUUUGCUACCAAGUUCUUAUAAAUGCUUGCGGGAGAGCAGGGUACACCAAGAAGGCUUUUUCACUUUACAAUAAGAUGAAACACCGAGGCUAUAAGAUUCAACCUGUAGCUUACACUGGACUAUUUAAUGCAUGCGCUAACUCACCGUGGCCAACCACAGAUGGACUGCAGCGGGCUACUGUACUGCGAGAACAGUUGAUAGAAAAGGGAUAUCUUUUCAACCAGAUAACCAGUCAUGCUAUGUUGAAAGCAUUUGGAAGAUGUGGAGAUAUCAACACAGCCUUCCAGAUUGUUGAUGACAUGAUUCUUCAAGGGAUGCUAGUCACCACUGAAACUAUUAAUUUUCUGCUACAAGCCUGUGUCUCUAACAAGGAGACAGGCUAUAGACAUGCAUUAAUGGUUUGGAGAAAAAUGCGUGAGCUGAAGCUGUCUCCAGAUAUUUAUUCGUACAAUCUCUUAAUACGCUGUAUCAAGGAUUGUGGUAGUGGAGAUCCACAGUUAACAUCAAAACUGCUGGUAGGGAAUGCAGAUAUCUCCAAUAAAGGAACGAAAGAGAUAAAUAAGAAGCAAAGACUUACAGAAAAAGUCCUGGUUAUAGAAAAUGAAAAUGAAAAAGAUACUUCCUUGGCAAGAAAUGCAAGUAGUCCUCAAUAUGUGGCUGAAUGUGCAGAAAUAACUAGCAAAGAUUCCCAUAAUGCUAGUGAAAAUCUAAAUGAGCAGAUGUAUACCAUGGUUGAAAUAGAGAGAGAAAUACAAGUUAAUACAAACGAGAAUCUUGUAUUACCCAAUUUAUUAGGGAAAAAAUUAACAAGUGGAACUGUUGUGAGUCUAGGGCCACUGGAUCAGCCACAGGACAGAUUAGCUCUUUUAGGUGGCCCCAGGGGUAUACUUGAACAGAUGUCACGUGACCGAGUAAAAGCAGAUUUGAAGACUGCCACUCAACUUCUGGACUCUUUGCCUGCAAGCACAGAGGCUGAGGAAGCGCUGCUCAGAUCCAUGAAAGAUAUUGGCCUCACUCCAGAUACACAGUUUUGCAACAUGCUUAUUCGUAAACGCAACUUUCGGAAAGAUGGAGAGGCUGCAAAGGAUGUUCUUGAAAUAAUGCAGGACUACCACUUACUUCCUGACAUCAUUACUUUUGGCUGUCUAGCAUUGGGUUGUCGGCACCUUCAGAAUGCACUUGACCUGCUACGGGAUAUGGAUGCAGCUAAAUUUAGACCUAAUCUGGAGAUUAUGACAAUUCUAAUAAAGAAUGGUUUAACGAAGAAAAAUUAUUUCUACACGUUUGAAAUGCUGAAGGAAAUGAACCACAGAAACAUUGAUCCAGAUGAUAAUCUCCUCAAACUUCUUGAAAUAGCAAGGACAAACGCUCGCAAUUUUAUCCUAAAAAUCGAAAAUGAAAAUGCUGAUGAGAAAUACAGUAGACAGAAGGUUGAAGAAGUCAGGUUGUAUCUUUUAGAGUACAAAAAUUGGCUUAAAAAAUCAAAGGUACAGCUUCCAGAUCAUCCUUGGGCACAGUAUAAGUUUACAACUCCUAACCAUGAGAGCACAGUUGCUUCAUCUUAAUAAUGUUAUGCUCUUCCAUAAAUUCAGCAAACUUGAUUUUUUAUCUCAUUGCCAAGUAGCAAAAUCCAAGAGUAUUUUUCAGUUGUUUAAUAUUAUAACAUGAAUAAAAACAUUUCAUUUGCUGUAUUAAUGAUGACCCUUGUGGGUUUAGUGCUUAGUUUUUAUCCUAAUAAUAAUACUGUCUUUUGUGGCUAGUGUUAUUGUUUUCACAAUUUGAUCUCAGGCUAAAUUAUAGUGAAUUUUGCAGUAGUAUGUCAGUACUAAUCAUUGUCAAGGACAGUAACCAUCUCUCCUAGGAGAAUGCUACCUUAUGCACAAAGAAAAAGGUUGAGAUGUUGGAAGUACAUUUAAAGCUUAUCAAGCCCAUGUUUGAAUAUUAUUAUUAUUAUUAUAAUCAAAAAGAAGCGCUAAGCCACAAGGGCUAUACAGCCCAUGUUUGAAUAGAAAGCCAAAUGAAACAGAAAUGUAGUUUUUUUUUUUUUUUUUAAGCAUUAUUAAAAUGAAAAUUAACAAUUAUAUGUAAGAAGGCAAGUACAGUAGGACCCCCGUAUGCGCAGGGGGAUACAUUCCAAGGACCUGCCAUGGAUACCAAAACCGUGGACAGUAGCAAAACCUAUAUACAAGUCCAAUACGUUCCUAUUAUAAAGUUUAAUUGAUAAAUUAUGUACAAUAAGUGGAGAAUUAGCACUUUUUCACUGAUGGGAAGCACUUUACGACUUCUCUUAGGCUUUGAAGAACUGCCAGCUUCUCUACUUUUGCCCUUGUGGACCAUUAUUAUGCAAAAUUAAGAGGUAUUUUUGGGCCACAGUAAACCAUGGGUAACUGAAACCACAGAUACUGAAUCAGUGGAUGCAAGGGUUCUUCUGUACAUUAUGAAUUAAUUGAAAAAAAUAUUUAUUUUAAUAAUGAAGGUUUAAUAAUGUUUAUGUAGAGUAAGUGAUGUGUCAGUGUUUUUUUAUGUACAGCUUUUAGUGUGUAAUUAUAUUUUCAUGAUGUAAUUAAUGUCUUAAUUUCAUGUUUCAUUAAAUUUCCAUUAUGACUUUUUUUUUAACACCCUGGCCAUCUCUCACCAAAGUAAGAUGACCUGAAAAUAAAACACUUUCACUAUCAUUCACUCCAUCACUAUCGCCAAAUUGCAAAUAUCCCCACUCCUCCAGAGUGCAGGCACUGUACUUACCUCUUUCUCCAGUGUUUUAGGGAGAGGCUUGGCCCCAUGAUAUAUGCAUCCCAUACCUGUCUCUUUUGUUAUUAUUAUUCACUGUAUAGCCCUUGUGAAUUAGCACUUCUUUUUGACUAUAAUAAUAUUAUUAUUAUUAUUAUAAUCAAAAAAGUGCUAAACCAACUCUGUGUUUAUCAUUAUAUUUUGUAUCAUUUCUUCACCCCAUCUCAUCUCUUGGAUAUCAGCAGUAGCACCAAGAGGUAUAAUAGUUACAGUGAAGACAUUAUAAAGUUUAAAGAGGAAAUUUUGCCUAUUUUGAAGAAACUUGAGGUGAUAGACAUGCUAUCCUCCAGUGAAUCCAAGAUCAUUUCAUAGUCCAGUAGUAGUGAGAGACGGGACUGACCUGCUUUAAACGCAUACUGCCCUUAGUGAUCUUGCCUCUUGAAACCCUUUCAAAGAUUUUUAUGUGGGACAUUAAUGCUAUCAGUCUAUAAUUCUUUGCUACUACCGUCCAUCUUUUGCAGGGAUAUGUAUACCCAAUUCAAACUGUUUUCCAGUUUUGUCUAAGAGCUUGUAGGAUUCUGGUUAGAGUAAAGAAGUUAUUUUCAAUUAAACUAUAGUUGGGUUCUUAAUCGACUUCUUCUAACCACUCAUGUUUGGGAAACUGUUCUUGCAUUACUGUGUAUUGGCCAUUCAAUAUUCACAGCUUUUAUGUAGGGAGGUGUUUGGCACAUUUAUGCUUACUCGUACUGUUGAUUAGAGAACACAGGAUUUAUUUUCAUUCUGCUUUUCAGCACCUGGGUGCUCUCACUUUGCCUACUUUCCUUUCUGGAAGCUCUACUUUUAGUGAACACACAUGCUAACUUUUUGACACCGACUCAUGCCACCGUUAACUUUCCUUGUUAAUUUAUUGCACCACUUCCUUUGCCAGUAGCUCCCCUCAGCCUUGUGACCAUUUAUUGUGUAUGGGUUGAGCACAUUUUGUUAAUAUACUGUGAUAAUAAUUGGCAAGGAUGCUACCUCAGAGAAUAUAAGAGCAUAUUAAUA